Ficedula albicollis (Collared flycatcher) is the source of this 1472-nucleotide messenger RNA. RefSeq lists its product as uncharacterized. Bases 258 to 1472 code for a protein of 404 amino acids. The transcript has 4 exons. The record is from RefSeq and is a predicted model, not a curated record. NCBI's taxonomy places the organism in Eukaryota, Metazoa, Chordata, Aves, Passeriformes, Muscicapidae.
GGACAGUCCAUUGUCACCACGGUGGCUUUUUGGGGACAUCACCCCAUUACCACCACGACCGUUUUUGGGGACAUCAGCUCAUUGUCACCAAGAGGCUCCUCAAGGACACCCCAGUGUCACCGUGGUGGCUUUUUGGGGACACCCCAUUGUCACCCUCAUGGACCCUUGGGGACAUCCCAUUGCCACUAAAACGGGGUUUUGGGGACGCUCCAUUGUCACUGUGGCGGCCCUUGGGGACACCACUCAUUGUCACCACCAUGGACCCUUGGGGACACCCCGCUGUCACUAAAAUGGGUUUCUGGGGACACUUUAUUGUCACCAAGGUGGCUCCUCAAGGACACUCGGUUGUCACCACGGCGGCUUUUUGGGGACAUCACCCCAGUGUCACCACGAUGGCUCCUCAACAACACCCCAUUGUCACCGUGGUGGCUUUUUGGGGACAUCAUCACAUCGUCCCCAUGGUGGCUUCUUGGGGACACCCCAUUGCCACCAAAACAGAUGGCUCUUUGAGGACACUCCAUUGUCACCGUGGUGGCUUUUUGGGGACACUUUAUUGUCACUACCAAGGACCUUUGGGGACAGCCCAUUGUCACCAUGAUGUUUUUUGGGGACACCACCCCAUCGUCACCUCCAAUGACCCUUGGGGGACACCACUCAUUGUCCCCAUGGUGGACCCUUGGGGACAUCCCACUGUCACCAAAACGGCUUUUUGGGGACACUUUAUUGUCACCAAGGUGGCUCCUCAAGGACACUCGGUUGUCACCACGGCGGCUUUUUGGGGACAUCACCCCAGUGUCACCACGAUGGCUCCUCAACAACACCCCAUUGUCACCGUGGUGGCUUUUUGGGGACAUCAUCACAUCGUCCCCAUGGUGGCUUCUUGGGGACACCCCAUUGCCACCAAAACGGCUUUUUGGGGACACUUUAUUGUCACCAAGGUGGCUCCUCAAGGACACUCGGUUGUCACCACGGUGGCAUUUUGGGGACAUCACCCCAUUGUCACCACGACCGUUUUUGGGGACAUCCCACUGUCACCGUGGUGGCUUUUUGGGGACACUUUAUUGUCACCACCGAGGACCCUUGGGGACACUCCAUUGUCACCACCAAGGACCCUUGGGGACACUCCAUUGUCACUGUUGUGUCUUUUUGGGGACACUCCAUUGUCACCGUGGUGGCUUUUUCGGGGACGUCACCCCAUUGUCACUGACACGGGUUUUUGGGGCCCCCCCGGGGUCCCCUCCAGGGCUCCUGGCGCCGUUCUGGUGCCACCUGGGUGUCACCUGGGCUCGGAGCACCUGGGGCUCCUUUUCCCACCUGUGCAGCUCCCGCAGCACCAGGAUUCCAUCCUGGAAUUCCGNCAUCAGCUGCCGCUCUGCCGCCUCCUCCUGCGCCGCUGUUGUGAGGACACACAAGAUGGCGGCGGCAUCGGGACACACAACAUGGCGGCGUCGCAUAGCAACCGCCGCUAUUGA